Messenger RNA from Pelagomonas calceolata, 1473 nucleotides. The record is from the annotation of a GenBank genome assembly. NCBI's taxonomy places the organism in Eukaryota, Pelagophyceae, Pelagomonadales, Pelagomonadaceae.
AUCCACAACCAGGGGCGGGCAGCGUGUAAAUCCCCGACGAUGCAGCCCAAGCUCGACGACGACGAGGAGGCGAGCACGCCGCGCAUGGACGAGGCCUCGCCGCUGCAGGGCGCGCCGCCGCGCGGCGCCAAGCGGGUCUCCUACCUCGUCCCAGCCCUCUGCGCCGCCGCCGCCGUCGGCGCCGUCGCGCGGCGCACGACGGCGUCCGCGGCCCUCUACGGCCAGGCGUCCGCCGCGCCCUGCACCGACGUGGAGAAGCUCGAGAUCUCCAAGUACACGAUCACGUCGUCUCAACCCACCGCCGACGCCGCGUUCGCGCAGCGCGUGCUCGGUUCGGUGGACCAGAGCUACGGUGGGGACGGUUCGGAUGACCCGGCGGUCUAUGAAGAUUGCCUUGUAGAUGGAAAGUACAAGAUGCGCAUCCGGAAGCAGACGAUCGGCGGCGGCGGCCACACGAUGGACCUGCACUUCCCCUACUCGCAAGUGACGCCCCACGGGCCUUUAACGGUCCAGUACUGGGACAAGUACCAGGCGAACCUGAACAAGGAGUCGUUCGCGACCGAUGUCUUCAACCCGUUCAUGCACUAUUCUUUGGUCAUGUACACGCCGGACCUAUCUUAUAUUGCUCGCAAGUUGACAAAUGAGGGGGAGCCCUUCCUCGCGCGGCGCGGCUUUGUUAAUGGCCAGGCCUACUAUACUUUGGUUGUGGGUUCGCCGACGGGCAAGGUCUACGAGAUCACGUCGCCUAGGUUAGACGAGGGCAUCGUUUCCGUCAAGGACUGGAGCGCGGCCGAGUGCCCGGCCUGCCACGUGCCGCGCACCUACAACAAGGACCAGCUCGACGCGUGGUGGUACGACAACUUCGGCGGGGACAACUUCGUCGAGCGCGAGGAGACGACGCCGAUCCGCGUGUCGAUCGCCGUGUCCUCGGUCGACAAGGUGCAGCGCUACUGGGCGACGCACUUCCCCGCGCUCGAGGUAAGUGUGUGGGAGUCCGGCACGGCGAAGGUCGCCUCCGCGAACUUCCACCUCGCGUCGCACGACAAGAUGAGCAUCGAGCUCGAGUGGGUCGAGAAUGGACACGACUUCGGGCCGAUGAAGCACACCGUUUCGGACUUCGUGGCCUACCAGGAGUCCGUCAAAGAGGAAUAUGCGGGGCCAAACAUCGGCUGGACGGCGUGGUACGACCGCCACCUCGGCGUCGCGAUCACGGCGUGCCCCCUCGACGAGUACAUGAAGGCCUGGGACGCGGCGGGCGUCGCGUUCCACGCGCACGCCACGGGAACUUUAGGAGACCACGCCUGGACCGAGGGCGUCGAGUCCUUCGGCAUCGAGUUCCAGGGCUGGUUCGACUACUCCUACCAGAGCAACUAUGCGGGCUUCGACUUCUGCACCUGGAACACGGACCCGCACGAAUUCUACUAUACCAUCGGCGAGGACCCGCCGGCGAAGCCCGAUCCAUCGGCGGAGUAA